Exophiala spinifera is the source of this 1218-nucleotide messenger RNA. RefSeq lists its product as uncharacterized. NCBI's taxonomy places the organism in Eukaryota, Fungi, Ascomycota, Eurotiomycetes, Chaetothyriales, Herpotrichiellaceae. The record is from RefSeq and is a predicted model, not a curated record. Gene Ontology annotation, molecular function: ATP binding; inositol-1,3,4,5,6-pentakisphosphate 2-kinase activity. Bases 1 to 1218 code for a protein of 405 amino acids. Gene Ontology annotation, cellular component: nucleus. Gene Ontology annotation, biological process: inositol phosphate biosynthetic process. The transcript has a single exon.
AUGUCAACAACAAAACCCCAACCACACGUUCCGUCUCCAGAGUGCCCGGCAUCCCUCGCGACCGCUGACCUGGACCUACACUAUCUCGCCGAGGGGGCGGCGAACAUCAUCUACGGCGUGUCGGUGCGCUCUCCGUCCACCCUGAGGAAUCACUCACACUGCUGCGUGAUGCGGCUACGCAAAGAUCUCCCGUCUACAAAACCUGUGGUGCAAGUCACGUCGGAAUUCGAGAGUCGCAUAGCACCACUUUUCGCCAACACCAGCCGCGGCGGCCCUCACGACUCCCUCCUUCUCACCCAGAGCCUGUACAGACUCACACCGGCCAUGGUUCGGGAUCUGAACGACGAGCUUCACGAGAUGGAGACGGAAAACGACCCUCACAUCAUCCUGUCGUCGUCGUCCUCUUCCCCAGAUACGAAAAAUCCGCGCACGGGUCUUCCUAGCAUUGACCGCCGCCACCCACCGCGACCGCAUCACCGACGCCACAAAUACCUCCCGUCAUACGAGCACGAACAAUACGGCGUACUGAUGCAAAAUCUUCAAGGGCCGAGUAUAGACCGCCUCGUCGAGUUCAAGCCGAAAUGGCUCGUGCAGAGUCCCAGCGCCCCGUCUGGUGCAAAGAGCUGUCGAACGUGCGCUCUGAAUGCCAUGAGACGCAGCGGCAGCCAGUCCCAUCAAGGUCGCGGCGACUCGGGAUUCUGUCCCCUGGAUCUCUUGGAGCAAGACCACGUCCUCAACCGUGCGCUGGACAAUAUAUGGCCGGUCGAGUUGAGUCGAGGAGAAGCUGGUGCAUUCUCGGGGUUCGUCGCGCAGUUCAAGGCAAAAGUCCAGCCGGCAUUAUACCAUCUUCGCCGCCUGCAAAGGGAACACGGGGCUGUGGGGAUCCAUGACUUCCUGAACCCCUCGCUGGUCGACGGGGAUGAGUUUGGCCUGGCAAUGGCGUUGAGAGAUUGUAGUUGUUUUGUUGCGCUGAAACGUUGUCAACACCAUGACAAUGCCACUGUAAAUGUCAAUGAAGAUGGUGUCGGCGGUGACACCGAUGGUGGUGGUGGCGGCGAUGGUGUCGUCGUAGAUGUUAUCGACGUCAAGUUCGCAGAUCUGGACCUGAAGAGCACAGGAGGUGGAAAACUCGAGAAGUGGGCGGCCAUGGAACAAUCUCUUCUCGACGGCGGGUGGUAUACUCGAUCAGAUCUCGGCUGUGCGUUGUCGCGCGUGUGA